AUGGACGCACGGAUGAGGCUGAUAAUCCAGGCAGCAACACUGAUUAGUGUGAUUCAGGCAUGGGUCAUGUUCAUGCACCAGAGAGCUAUUCGUCGUGCUGGGAGACCGUUGAUCCGCUAUGGUCCAUUGUUUCCCCGGGAACAGGAGAGGAUCCAAAAUCUGAACUACAUCUACAACUGCAAUGACGUCGAGGCUCUGUGGAUGCUUAGAAUGAAAAGAGCACCAUUUUCCAGGCUUGUCGAGACCUUCAGGAGCAGGGGCCUGUUACAAGAUAGCAUCAACACCAGUGUCGAAGAGCAAGUGGCCAUGUUCCUCCAUGUUGUUGUCCAUAACCAGAGGUUCAGGGUCAUUCACAACACGUUCAGGAGAUCAAUGGAGACCAUCUCUAGGUACUUCAAGCAAGUGCUUUUUGUUGUUGGGGAGCUUAGAGGAGAGAUGACUAGGAGACCAUCUGGCCAGACUCCACCCAAGAUUCACAGAAGCCCAAGAUGGUAUCCAUACUUCAAGGACUGCAUUGGGGCGAUAGAUGGUACUCAUGUCACUGCCAGAGUUCCUAGGUCACAGUCUGCAGCAUACAGGGGGAGGAAGCACUACACAAGCCAAAAUGUGCUUGUUGCUGUUGACUUUGAUCUGAAGUUCACAUAUGUGUUGGCUGGCUGGGAGGGGUCAGCGCAUGAUGCAAACAUUCUCACUGACAGCAUGAGUCGACCUGAUGGGAUCAACAUCCCCGACGGCAAGUUCUACCUUGGAGAUGCUGGCUAUGCAUGUCGGCCGGGUAUUCUUCCACCCUUCAGGAAAACAAGGUACCAUCUCAAUGAGUUCUCUGGUAGGAACUUUCCUAGGACUGCACAGGAGCUGUUUAAUCUCAGACACUCCAGCCUUAGAGUAACUGUUGAGAGGGCAUUUGGAGCUCUGAAGAAUAGGUUUAAGAUCCUGCAUCAGAAGCCAUUCCACCCAUACUCCACUCAAGUUAAGCUAGUUCUUGCUUGUUGCAUUCUGCAUAAUUGGAUCCUCCAGUGGGGCUUUGAUGAACACGUGCCUGAGGAGGAAGAGGUCGAGCCUGACGAUGUUGUUACCUCUGGCCAUGGUGUGGAGGCAUUUGACAUGAUGCUUGGAAGAACAAAAGGUUGGAGUGGGCAGAGGCAAUGUGGCUUAACAGAGAUGGCCACCACUCCCAUUGACUACACCCCGGAACCCAACCAGUACAGCUUCCUGCAUCUGCUUAAUAGUGUUUGGCACUGCUUCCAUCCCAAGGGAGAAGAACCUCAGUACCUCGUGUACCAAAUACCUCUAACAGACUCGGUCUACGAGUACCACGCCAAUGUCCAACUCAUGGCCAACAUGACCGGAUGCAGCCACACGUACCAAUUCCUCGAACCACCUACUUCCACUUCGGAAUUAGCUGUCCAGGCCACAGCCCAAGCAACAAUUAUUGGCCUCAACCGAGAAGAGUCGCGAAUGCGAGAACACCCCGCUUUUCGUUUCUAUCCCACCCUAGCCCCAGAUAAGUGA
This is a messenger RNA of Aegilops tauschii subsp. strangulata, 1512 nucleotides long. The record is from RefSeq and is a predicted model, not a curated record. NCBI's taxonomy places the organism in Eukaryota, Viridiplantae, Streptophyta, Magnoliopsida, Poales, Poaceae.